Molecule: messenger RNA, 16512 nt
Organism: Closterium sp. Naga37s-1
Lineage: Eukaryota; Viridiplantae; Streptophyta; Zygnematophyceae; Desmidiales; Closteriaceae
Source: the annotation of a GenBank genome assembly
AUGCUGUCUCGUUUACUCCUCGUCUUCUCAAGCGGUCCUUGUUUUGCUCGAACCUGGACCGUUGAUUCCUCAUUUUCUCCUCCUCUUCUCCUUUUCUCCUCCUUUCCUCCUCUUCUCCCCCUCUCCCGCUCUCCCAUCUCUGCCCGGCAGGCCUUUGUGACGACAGUGGGGGAGGACCGGGACUUGUUGGUGCGCCAUUUACAGCACCUCGGGAUAGGAGUAGUGAAUGAGAGCAGUCGCCCUGAGGAGCUGGGGCCCCCCGCACAUGCCAUGGCCGUGGAUGCCCAUCCUUGCUUUCCAUUCUCCCUCGACUUCCUUGUCAACCUCCCUUCCUUCCCUCUUCUCCCUCGUUCCUCCCCCUUUUCUCCGUGCUUCCCGCCUCUGGCUUCCACCUACAACCAUUCCCCCUUUUUUCCUGCCUUCUCUCCCUCAUGUUCCUUCUCUCCCCGUCAUGUUCCUUCUCUCCCUCAUGUUCCUUCUCUCCUUCAUGUUCCUUCUCUCCCUCAUGUUCCUUCUCUCCCUCAUGUUCCCUCUCUCCCUCAUGUUCCCUCUCUCCCUCAUGUUCCUUCUCUCCCUCAUGUUCCUUCUCUCCCUCAUGUUCCUUCUCUCCCUCAUGUUCCCUCUCUCCCUCAUGUUCCCUCUCUCCCUCAUGUUCCUUCUCUCCCUCAUGUUCCUUCUCUCCCCGUCAUGUUCCUUCUCUCCCUCAUGUUCCUUCUCUCCCUCAUGUUCCUUCUCUCCCUCAUGUUCCUUCUCUCCCUCAUGUUCCCUCUCUCCCUCAUGUUCCCUCUCUCCCUCAUGUUCCUUCUCUCCCUCAUGUUCCUUCUCUCCCCGUCAUGUUCCUUCUCUCCCUCAUGUUCCUUCUCUCCCUCAUGUUCCUUCUCUCCCUCAUGUUCCUUCUCUCCCUCAUGUUCCUUCUCUCCCUCAUGUUCCCUCUCUCCCUCAUGUUCCCUCUCUCCCUCAUGUUCCUUCUCUCCCUCAUGUUCCUUCUCUCCCCGUCAUGUUCCUUCUCUCCCUCAUGUUCCUUCUCUCCCUCAUGUUCCUUCUCUCCCUCAUGUUCCUUCUCUCCCUCAUGUUCCCUCUCUCCCUCAUGUUCCCUCUCUCCCUCAUGUUCCUUCUCUCCCUCAUGUUCCUUCUCUCCCUCAUGUUCCCUCUCUCCCUCAUGUUCCUUCUCUCCCUCAUGUUCCCUCUCUCCCUCAUGUUCCCUCUCUCCCUCAUGUUCCUUCUCUCCCUCAUGUUCCUUCUCUCCCUCAUGUUCCCUCUCUCCCUCAUGUUCCCUCUCUCCCUCAUGUUCCUUCUCUCCCUCAUGUUCCUUCUCUCCCUCAUGUUCCCUCUCUCCCUCAUGUUCCUUCUCUCCCUCAUGUUCCCUCUCUCCCUCAUGUUCCCUCUCUCCCUCAUGUUCCUUCUCUCCCUCAUGUUCCUUCUCUCCCUCAUGUUCCCUCUCUCCCUCAUGUUCCCUCUCUCCCUCAUGUUCCUUCUCUCCCUCAUGCUCCCUCUCUCCCUCAUGUUCCUUCUCUCCCUCAUGUUCCUUCUCUCCCUCAUGUUCCCUCUCUCCCUCAUGUUCCCUCUCUCCCUCAUGUUCCUUCUCUCCCUCAUGUUCCUUCUCUCCCUCAUGUUCCCUCUCUCCCUCAUGUUCCCUCUCUCCCUCAUGUUCCCUCUCUCCCUCAUGUUCCUUCUCUCCCUCAUGUUCCUUCUCUCCCUCAUGUUCCCUCUCUCCCUCAUGUUCCUUCUCUCCCUCAUGUUCCCUCUCUCCCUCAUGUUCCCUCUCUCCCUCAUGUUCCUUCUCUCCCUCAUGUUCCUUCUCUCCCUCAUGUUCCCUCUCUCCCUCAUGUUCCCUCUCUCCCUCAUGUUCCUUCUCUCCCUCAUGUUCCUUCUCUCCCUCAUGUUCCCUCUCUCCCUCAUGUUCCUUCUCUCCCUCAUGUUCCCUCUCUCCCUCAUGUUCCUUCUCUCCCUCAUGUUCCCUCUCUCCCUCAUGUUCCUUCUCUCCCUCAUGUUCCUUCUCUCCCUCAUGUUCCCUCUCUCCCUCAUGUUCCUUCUCUCCCUCAUGUUCCCUCUCUCCCUCAUGUUCCCUCUCUCCCUCAUGUUCCUUCUCUCCCUCAUGUUCCUUCUCUCCCUCAUGUUCCCUCUCUCCCUCAUGUUCCCUCUCUCCCUCAUGUACCUUCUCUCCCUCAUGUUCCUUCUCUCCCUCAUGUUCCUUCUCUCCCUCAUGUUCCUUCUCUCCCUCAUGUUCCCUCUCUCCCUCAUGUUCCUUCUCUCCCUCAUGUUCCUUCUCUCCCUCAUGUUCCAUCUCUCCCUCAUGUUCCCUCUCUCCCUCAUGUUCCCUCUCUCCCUCAUGUUCCUUCUCUCCCUCAUGUUCCUUCUCUCCCUCAUGUUCCCUCUCUCCCUCAUGUUCCUUCUCUCCCUCAUGUUCCCUCUCUCCCUCAUGUUCCCUCUCUCCCUCAUGUUCCUUCUCUCCCUCAUGUUCCAUCUCUCCCUCAUGUUCCCUCUCUCCCUCAUGUUCCCUCUCUCCCUCAUGUUCCUUCUCUCCCUCAUGUUCCUUCUCUCCCUCAUGUUCCUUCUCUCCCUCAUGUUCCUUCUCUCCCUCAUGUUCCCUCUCUCCCUCAUGUUCCCUCUCUCCCUCAUGUUCCUUCUCUCCCUCAUGUUCCUUCUCUCCCUCAUGUUCCCUCUCUCCCUCAUGUUCCUUCUCUCCCUCAUGUUCCCUCUCUCCCUCAUGUUCCUUCUCUCCCUCAUGUUCCCUCUCUCCCUCAUGUUCCUUCUCUCCCUCAUGUUCCUUCUCUCCCUCAUGUUCCCUCUCUCCCUCAUGUUCCUUCUCUCCCUCAUGUUCCCUCUCUCCCUCAUGUUCCCUCUCUCCCUCAUGUUCCUUCUCUCCCUCAUGUUCCUUCUCUCCCUCAUGUUCCCUCUCUCCCUCAUGUUCCCUCUCUCCCUCAUGUUCCUUCUCUCCCUCAUGUUCCUUCUCUCCCUCAUGUUCCCUCUCUCCCUCAUGUUCCUUCUCUCCCUCAUGUUCCCUCUCUCCCUCAUGUUCCCUCUCUCCCUCAUGUUCCUUCUCUCCCUCAUGUUCCAUCUCUCCCUCAUGUUCCCUCUCUCCCUCAUGUUCCCUCUCUCCCUCAUGUUCCCUCUCUCCCUCAUGUUCCUUCUCUCCCUCAUGUUCCUUCUCUCCUCAUGUUCCUUCUCUCCCUCAUGUUCCUUCUCUCCCUCAUGUUCCUUCUCUCCCUCAUGUUCCUUCUCUCCCUCAUGUUCCUUCUCUCCCUCAUGUUCCUUCUCUCCCUCAUGUUCCUUCUCUCCCUCAUGUUCCUUCUCUCCCUCAUGUUCCUUCUCUCCCUCAUGUUCCUUCUCUCCCUCAUGUUCCUUCUCUCCCUCAUGUUCCUUCUCUCCCUCAUGUUCCUUCUCUCCUCAUGUUCCUUCUCUCCCUCAUGUUCCUUCUCUCCCUCUCUCCCUCAUGUUCCUUCUCUCCCUCAUGUUCCUUCUCUCCCUCAUGUUCCUUCUCUCCCUCAUGUUCCUUCUCUCCCUCAUGUUCCUUCUCUCCCUCAUGUUCCUUCUCUCCCUCAUGUUCCUUCUCUCCCUCAUGUUCCUUCUCUCCCUCAUGUUCCUUCUCUCCCUCAUGUUCCCUCUCUCCCUCAUGUUCCUUCUCUCCCUCAUGUUCCCUCUCUCCCUCAUGUUCCUUCUCUCCCUCAUGUUCCCUCUCUCCCUCAUGUUCCUUCUCUCCCUCAUGUUCCCUCUCUCCCUCAUGUUCCUUCUCUCCCUCAUGUUCCUUCUCUCCCUCAUGUUCCCUCUCUCCCUCAUGUUCCUUCUCUCCCUCAUGUUCCUUCUCUCCCUCAUGUUCCUUCUCUCCCUCAUGUUCCUUCUCUCCCUCAUGUUCCUUCUCUCCCUCAUGUUCCUUCUCUCUCUCAUGUUCCUUCUCUCCCUCAUGUUCCUUCUCUCCCUCAUGUUCCCUCUCUCCCUCAUGUUCCCUCUCUCCCUCAUGUUCCUUCUCUCCCUCAUGUUCCUUCUCUCCCCGUCAUGUUCCUUCUCUCCCUCAUGUUCCUUCUCUCCCUCAUGUUCCUUCUCUCCCUCAUGUUCCUUCUCUCCCUCAUGUUCCUUCUCUCCCUCAUGUUCCCUCUCUCCCUCAUGUUCCCUCUCUCCCUCAUGUUCCUUCUCUCCCUCAUGUUCCUUCUCUCCCCGUCAUGUUCCUUCUCUCCCUCAUGUUCCUUCUCUCCCUCAUGUUCCUUCUCUCCCUCAUGUUCCUUCUCUCCCUCAUGUUCCCUCUCUCCCUCAUGUUCCCUCUCUCCCUCAUGUUCCUUCUCUCCCUCAUGUUCCUUCUCUCCCUCAUGUUCCCUCUCUCCCUCAUGUUCCUUCUCUCCCUCAUGUUCCUUCUCUCCCUCAUGUUCCUUCUCUCCCUCAUGUUCCCUCUCUCCCUCAUGUUCCUUCUCUCCCUCAUGUUCCUUCUCUCCCUCAUGUUCCUUCUCUCCCUCAUGUUCCUUCUCUCCCUCAUGUUCCUUCUCUCCCUCAUGUUCUUCUCUCCCUCAUGUUCCUUCUCUCCCUCAUGUUCCUUCUCUCCCUCAUGUUCCUUCUCUCCCUCAUGUUCCUUCUCUCCCUCAUGUUCCUUCUCUCCCUCAUGUUCCUUCUCUCCCUCAUGUUCCUUCUCUCCCUCAUGUUCCUUCUCUCCCUCAUGUUCCUUCUCUCCCUCAUGUUCCUUCUCUCCCUCAUGUUCCUUCUCUCCCUCAUGUUCCUUCUCUCCCUCAUGUUCCUUCUCUCCCUCAUGUUCCUUCUCUCCCUCAUGUUCCUUCUCUCCCUCAUGUUCCUUCUCUCCCUCAUGUUCCUUCUCUCCCUCAUGUUCCUUCUCUCCCUCAUGUUCCUUCUCUCCCUCAUGUUCCUUCUCUCCCUCAUGUUCCUUCUCUCCCUCAUGUUCCCUCUCUCCCUCAUGUUCCCUCUCUCCCUCAUGUUCCUUCUCUCCCUCAUGUUCCUUCUCUCCCUCAUGUUCCUUCUCUCCCUCAUGUUCCUUCUCUCCCUCAUGUUCCUUCUCUCCCUCAUGUUCCUUCUCUCCCUCAUGUUCCUUCUCUCCCUCAUGUUCCUUCUCUCCCUCAUGUUCCCUCUCUCCCUCAUGUUCCCUCUCUCCCUCAUGUUCCUUCUCUCCCUCAUGUUCCCUCUCUCCCUCAUGUUCCCUCUCUCCCUCAUGUUCCUUCUCUCCCUCAUGUUCCCUCUCUCCCUCAUGUUCCUUCUCUCCCUCAUGUUCCUUCUCUCCCUCAUGUUCCCUCUCUCCCUCAUGUUCCUUCUCUCCCUCAUGUUCCCUCUCUCCCUCAUGUUCCCUCUCUCCCUCAUGUUCCUUCUCUCCCUCAUGUUCCUUCUCUCCCUCAUCUUCCCUCUCUCCCUCAUGUUCCCUCUCUCCCUCAUGUUCCUUCUCUCCCUCAUGUUCCUUCUCUCCCUCAUGUUCCCUCUCUCCCUCAUGUUCCUUCUCUCCCUCAUGUUCCCUCUCUCCCUCAUGUUCCCUCUCUCCCUCAUGUUCCUUCUCUCCCUCAUGUUCCAUCUCUCCCUCAUGUUCCCUCUCUCCCUCAUGUUCCCUCUCUCCCUCAUGUUCCUUCUCUCCCUCAUGUUCCUUCUCUCCCUCAUGUUCCCUCUCUCCCUCAUGUUCCUUCUCUCCCUCAUGUUCCUUCUCUCCCUCAUGUUCCUUCUCUCCCUCAUGUUCCUUCUCUCCCUCAUGUUCCUUCUCUCCCUCAUGUUCCUUCUCUCCCUCAUGUUUCUUCUCUCCCUCAUGUUCCUUCUCUCCCUCAUGUUCCUUCUCUCCCUCAUGUUCCUUCUCUCCCUCAUGUUCCUUCUCUCCCUCAUGUUCCUUCUCUCCCUCAUGUUCCUUCUCUCCCUCAUGUUCCUUCUCUCCCUCAUGUUCCUUCUCUCCCUCAUGUUCCUUCUCUCCCUCUUCUUCUCUCCAUCAUGUUCCUUCUCUCCCUCAUGUUCCUUCUCUCCCUCAUGUUCCUUCUCUCCCUCAUGUUCCUUCUCUCCCUCAUGUUCCUUCUCUCCCUCAUGUUCCUUCUCUCCCUCAUGUUCCUUCUCUCCCUCAUGUUCCUUCUCUCCCUCAUGUUCCUUCUCUCCCUCAUGUUCCUUCUCUCCCUCAUGUUCCUUCUCUCCCUCAUGUUCCUUCUCUCCCCGUCAUGUUCCUUCUCUCCCUCAUGUUCCUUCUCUCCCUCAUGUUCCUUCUCUCCCUCAUGUUCCUUCUCUCCCUCAUGUUCCUUCUCUCCCUCAUGUUCCCUCUCUCCCUCAUGUUCCCUCUCUCCUCAUGUUCCUUCUCUCCCUCAUGUUCCUUCUCUCCCUCAUGUUCCCUCUCUCCCUCAUGUUCCUUCUCUCCCUCAUGUUCCUUCUCUCCCUCAUGUUCCUUCUCUCCCUCAUGUUCCCUCUCUCCCUCAUGUUCCUUCUCUCCCUCAUGUUCCUUCUCUCCCUCAUGUUCCUUCUCUCCCUCAUGUUCCUUCUCUCCCUCAUGUUCUUCUCUCCCUCAUGUUUCUUCUCUCCCUCAUGUUCCUUCUCUCCCUCAUGUUCCUUCUCUCCCUCAUGUUCCUUCUCUCCCUCAUGUUCCUUCUCUCCCUCAUGUUCCUUCUCUCCCUCAUGUUCCUUCUCUCCCUCAUGUUCCCUCUCUCCCUCAUGUUCCCUCUCUCCCUCAUGUUCCUUCUCUCCCUCAUGUUCCUUCUCUCCCUCAUGUUCCUUCUCUCCCUCAUGUUCCUUCUCUCCCUCAUGUUCCUUCUCUCCCUCAUGUUCCUUCUCUCCCUCAUGUUCCUUCUCUCCCUCAUGUUCCUUCUCUCCCUCAUGUUCCCUCUCUCCCUCAUGUUCCCUCUCUCCCUCAUGUUCCUUCUCUCCCUCAUGUUCCAUCUCUCCCUCAUGUUCCCUCUCUCCCUCAUGUUCCUCUCUCUCCCUCAUGUUCCUUCUCUCCCUCAUGUUCCCUCUCUCCCUCAUGUUCCUUCUCUCCCUCAUGUUCCUUCUCUCCCUCAUGUUCCCUCUCUCCCUCAUGUUCCUUCUCUCCCUCAUGUUCCCUCUCUCCCUCAUGUUCCCUCUCUCCCUCAUGUUCCUUCUCUCCCUCAUGUUCCUUCUCUCCCUCAUCUUCCCUCUCUCCCUCAUGUUCCCUCUCUCCCUCAUGUUCCUUCUCUCCCUCAUGUUCCUUCUCUCCCUCAUGUUCCCUCUCUCCCUCAUGUUCCUUCUCUCCCUCAUGUUCCCUCUCUCCCUCAUGUUCCCUCUCUCCCUCAUGUUCCUUCUCUCCCUCAUGUUCCAUCUCUCCCUCAUGUUCCCUCUCUCCCUCAUGUUCCCUCUCUCCCUCAUGUUCCUUCUCUCCCUCAUGUUCCUUCUCUCCCUCAUGUUCCCUCUCUCCCUCAUGUUCCUUCUCUCCCUCAUGUUCCUUCUCUCCCUCAUGUUCCUUCUCUCCCUCAUGUUCCUUCUCUCCCUCAUGUUCCUUCUCUCCCUCAUGUUCCUUCUCUCCCUCAUGUUCUUCUCUCCCUCAUGUUCCUUCUCUCCCUCAUGUUCCUUCUCUCCCUCAUGUUCCUUCUCUCCCUCAUGUUCCUUCUCUCCCUCAUGUUCCUUCUCUCCCUCAUGUUCCUUCUCUCCCUCAUGUUCCUUCUCUCCCUCAUGUUCCUUCUCUCCCUCAUGUUCCUUCUCUCCCUCAUGUUCCUUCUCUCCCUCAUGUUCCUUCUCUCCCUCAUGUUCCUUCUCUCCCUCAUGUUCCUUCUCUCCCUCAUGUUCCUUCUCUCCCUCAUGUUCCUUCUCUCCCUCAUGUUCCUUCUCUCCCUCAUGUUCCUUCUCUCCCUCAUGUUCCUUCUCUCCCUCAUGUUCCUUCUCUCCUCAUGUUCCUUCUCUCCCUCAUGUUCCUUCUCUCCCUCAUGUUCCUUCUCUCCCUCAUGUUCCUUCUCUCCCUCAUGUUCCUUCUCUCCCUCAUGUUCCUUCUCUCCCCGCCCUCCUGUUCCUUCUCUCCCUCAUGUUCCCUUCUCUCCCUCAUGUUCCUUCUCUCCCUCAUGUCCUCUCCCUCAUGUUCCCUCUCUCCCUCAUGUUCCUUCUCUCCCUCAUGUUCCCUCUCUCCCUCAUGGUUCCCUCUCUCCCUCAUGUUCCUUCUCUCCCUCAUGUUCCUUCUCUCCCUCAUGUUCCCUUCUCUCCCUCAUGUUCCCUUCUCUCCCUCAUGUUCCUUCUCUCCCUCAUGUUCCUUCUCUCCCUCAUGUUCCUUCUCUUCCCUCAUUCUCUCUCCCUCAUGUUCCUUCUCUCCCUCAUGUUCCUUCUCUCCCUCAUGUUCCUUCUCUCCCUCAUGUUCCCUCUCUCCCUCAUGUUCCUUCUCUCCCUCAUGUUCCUUCUCUCCCUCAUGUUCCUUCUCUCCCUCAUGUUCCUUCUCUCCCUCAUGUCCUCUCCCUCAUGUUCCUUCUCUCCCUCAUGUUCUUCUCUCCCUCUCCCUCAUGUUCCUUCUCUCCCUCAUGUUCCUUCUCUCCCUCAUGUUCCUUCUCUCCCUCAUGUUCCUUCUCUCCCUCAUGUUCCUUCUCUCCCUCAUGUUCCUUCUCUCCCUCAUGUUCCUUCUCUCCCUCAUGUUCCUUCUCUCCCUCAUGUUCCUUCUCUCCCUCAUGUUCCUUCUCUCCCUCAUGUUCCUUCUCUCCCUCAUGUUUCCUUCUCUCCUCAUGUUCCUUCUCUCCCUCAUGUUCCUUCUCUCCCUCAUGUUCCUUCUCUCCCUCAUGUUCCUUCACUCCCUCAUGUUCCUUCUCUCCCUCAUGUUCCUUCUCUCCCUCAUGUUCCUUCUCUCCCUCAUGUUCCUUCUCUCCCUCAUGUUCCUUCUCUCCCUCAUGUUCCCUCUCUCCCUCAUGUUCCCUCUCUCCCUCAUGUUCCUUCUCUCCCUCAUGUUCCUUCUCUCCCUCAUGUUCCUUCUCUCCCUCAUGUUCCUUCUCUCCCUCAUGUUCCUUCUCUCCCUCAUGUUCCUUCUCUCCCUCAUGUUCCUUCUCUCCCUCAUGUUCCUUCUCUCCCUCAUGUUCCCUCUCUCCCUCAUGUUCCCUCUCUCCCUCAUGUUCCUUCUCUCCCUCAUGUUCCAUCUCUCCCUCAUGUUCCCUCUCUCCCUCAUGUUCCCUCUCUCCCUCAUGUUCCUUCUCUCCCUCAUGUUCCCUCUCUCCCUCAUGUUCCUUCUCUCCCUCAUGUUCCUUCUCUCCCUCAUGUUCCCUCUCUCCCUCAUGUUCCUUCUCUCCCUCAUGUUCCCUCUCUCCCUCAUGUUCCCUCUCUCCCUCAUGUUCCUUCUCUCCCUCAUGUUCCUUCUCUCCCUCAUCUUCCCUCUCUCCCUCAUGUUCCCUCUCUCCCUCAUGUUCCUUCUCUCCCUCAUGUUCCUUCUCUCCCUCAUGUUCCCUCUCUCCCUCAUGUUCCUUCUCUCCCUCAUGUUCCCUCUCUCCCUCAUGUUCCCUCUCUCCCUCAUGUUCCUUCUCUCCCUCAUGUUCCAUCUCUCCCUCAUGUUCCCUCUCUCCCUCAUGUUCCCUCUCUCCCUCAUGUUCCUUCUCUCCCUCAUGUUCCUUCUCUCCCUCAUGUUCCCUCUCUCCCUCAUGUUCCUUCUCUCCUCAUGUUCCUUCUCUCCCUCAUGUUCCUUCUCUCCCUCAUGUUCCUUCUCUCCCUCAUGUUCCUUCUCUCCCUCAUGUUCUUCUCUCCCUCAUGUUCCUUCUCUCCCUCAUGUUCCUUCUCUCCCUCAUGUUCCUUCUCUCCCUCAUGUUCCUUCUCUCCCUCAUGUUCCUUCUCUCCCUCAUGUUCCUUCUCUCCCUCAUGUUCCUUCUCUCCCUCAUGUUCCUUCUCUCCCUCAUGUUCCUUCUCUCCCUCAUGUUCCUUCUCUCCCUCAUGUUCCUUCUCUCCCUCAUGUUCCUUCUCUCCCUCAUGUUCCUUCUCUCCCUCAUGUUCCUUCUCUCCCUCAUGUUCCUUCUCUCCCUCAUGUUCCUUCUCUCCCUCAUGUUCCUUCUCUCCCUCAUGUUCCUUCUCUCCCUCAUGUUCCUUCUCUCCCUCAUGUUCCUUCUCUCCCUCAUGUUCCUUCUCUCCCUCAUGUUCCUUCUCUCCCUCAUGUUCCUUCUCUCCCUCAUGUUCCUUCUCUCCCUCAUGUUCCUUCUCUCCCUCAUGUUCCUUCUCUCCCUCAUGUUCCUUCUCUCCCUCAUGUUCCUUCUCUCCCUCAUGUUCCUUCUCUCCCUCAUGUUCCUCUCUCCCUCAUGUUCCUUCUCUCCCUCAUGUUCCUUCUCUCCCUCAUGUUCCUUCUCUCCCUCAUGUUCCUUCUCUCCCUCAUGUUCCUUCUCUCCCUCAUGUUCCUUCUCUCCUCAUGUUCCUUCUCUCCCUCAUGUUCCUUCUCUCCCUCAUGUUCCUUCUCUCCCUCAUGUUCCUUCUCUCCCUCAUGUUCCUUCUCUCCCUCAUGUUCCUUCUCUCCCUCAUGUUCCUUCUCUCCCUCAUGUUCCUUCUCUCCUCAUGUUCCUUCUCUCCCUCAUGUUCCUUCUCUCCCUCAUGUUCCUUCUCUCCCUCAUGUUCCUUCUCUCCCUCAUGUUCCUUCUCUCCCUCAUGUUCCUUCUCUCCCUCAUGUUCCUUCUCUCCCUCAUGUUCCUUCUCUCCCUCAUGUUCCUUCUCUCCCUCAUGUUCCUUCUCUCCCUCAUGUUCCUUCUCUCCUCAUGUUCCUUCUCUCCCUCAUGUUCCUUCUCUCCCUCAUGUUCCUUCUCUCCCUCAUGUUCCUUCUCUCCCUCAUGUUCCCUUCUCUCCCUCAUGUUCCUUCUCUCCCUCAUGUUCCUUCUCUCCCUCAUGUUCCUCUCUCCCUCAUGUUCCUUCUCUCCCUCAUGUUCCUUCUCUCCCUCAUGUUCCUUCUCUCCCUCAUGUUCCUUCUCUCCCUCAUGUUCCUUCUCUCCCUCAUGUUCCUUCUCUCCCUCAUGUUCCUUCUCUCCCUCAUGUUCCUCUCUCCCUCAUGUUCCCUUCUCUCCCUCAUGUUCCCUUCUCUCCCUCAUGUUCCUCUCUCCCUCAUGUUCCUCUCUCCCUCAUGUUCCUUCUCUCCCUCAUGUUCCUUCUCUCCCUCAUGUUCCUUCUCUCCCUCAUGUUCCUUCUCUCCCUCAUGUUCCCUUCUCUCCCUCAUGUUCCCUUCUCUCCCUCAUGUUCCUUCUCUCCCUCAUGUUCCUUCUCUCCCUCAUGUUCCUUCUCUCCCUCAUGUUUCCUUCUCUCCCUCAUGUUCCUUCUCUCCCUCAUGUUCCUUCUCUCCCUCAUGUUCCUUCUCUCCCUCAUGUUCCUCUCUCCUCAUGUUCCUUCUCUCCCUCAUGUUCCUUCUCUCCCUCAUGUUCCUUCUCUCCCUCAUGUUCCUUCUCUCCCUCAUGUUCCUUCUCUCCCUCAUGUUCCUUCUCUCCCUCAUGUUCCUUCUCUCCCUCAUGUUCCUUCUGCUCCCUCAUGUUCCUUCUCUCCCUCAUGUUCCUUCUCUCCCUCAUGUUCUCAUGUCUCUCCCUCAUGUUCCUUCUCUCCCUCAUGUUCCUUCUCUCCCUCAUGUUCCUUCUCUCCCUCAUGUUCCUUCUCUCCCUCAUGUUCCUUCUCUCCCUCAUGUUCCUUCUCUCCCUCAUGUUCCUUCUCUCCCUCAUGUUCCUUCUCUCCCUCAUGUUCCUUCUCUCCCUCAUGUUCCUUCUCUCCCUCAUGUUCCUUCUCUCCCUCAUGUUCUUCUCUCCCUCAUGUUCCUUCUCUCCCUCAUGUUCCUUCUCUCCCUCAUGUUCCUUCUCUCCUCAUGUUCCUUCUCUCCCUCAUGUUCCUUCUCUCCCUCAUGUUCCUUCUCUCCCUCAUGUUCCUUCUCUCCCUCAUGUUCUUCUCUCCCUCAUGUUCCUUCUCUCCCUCAUGUUCCUUCUCUCCCUCAUGUUCCUUCUCUCCCUCAUGUUCCUUCUCUCCCUCAUGUUCCUUCUCUCCCUCAUGUUCCUUCUCUCCCUCAUGUUCCUUCUCUCCCUCAUGUUCCUUCUCUCCCUCAUGUUCCUUCUCUCCCUCAUGUUCCUUCUCUCCCUCAUGUUCCUUCUCUCCCUCAUGUUCCUUCUCUCCCUCAUGUUCCUUCUCUCCCUCAUGUUCCUUCUCUCCCUCAUGUUCCUUCUCUCCCUCAUGUUCCUUCUCUCCCUCAUGUUCCUUCUCUCCCUCAUGUUCCUUCUCUCCCUCAUGUUCCUUCUCUCCCUCAUGUUCCUUCUCUCCCUCAUGUUCCUUCUCUCCCUCAUGUUCCUUCUCUCCCUCAUGUUCCUUCUCUCCCUCAUGUUCCUUCUCUCCCUCAUGUUCCUUCUCUCCCUCAUGUUCCUUCUCUCCCUCAUGUUCCUUCUCUCCCUCAUGUUCCUUCUCUCCCUCAUGUUCCUUCUCUCCUCAUGUUCCUUCUCUCCUCAUGUUCCUUCUCUCCCUCAUGUUCCUUCUCUCCCUCAUGUUCCUUCUCUCCCUCAUGUUCCUUCUCUCCCUCAUGUUCCUUCUCUCCCUCAUGUUCCUUCUCUCCCUCAUGUUCCUUCUCUCCCUCAUGUUCCUUCUCUCCCUCAUGUUCCUUCUCUCCCUCAUGUUCCUUCUCUCCCUCAUGUUCCUUCUCUCCCUCAUGUUCCUUCUCUCCCUCAUGUUCCUUCUCUCCCUCAUGUUCCUUCUCUCCCUCAUGUUCCUUCUCUCCCUCAUGUUCCUUCUCUCCCUCAUGUUCCUUCUCUCCCUCAUGUUCCUUCUCUCCCUCAUGUUCCUUCUCUCCCUCAUGUUCCUUCUCUCCCUCAUGUUCCUUCUCUCCCUCAUGUUCCUUCUCUCCCUCAUGUUCCUUCUCUCCCUCAUGUUCCUUCUCUCCCUCAUGUUCCUUCUCUCCCUCAUGUUCCUUCUCUCCCUCAUGUUCCUUCUCUCCCUCAUGUUCCUUCUCUCCCUCAUGUUCCUUCUCUCCCUCAUGUUCCUUCUCUCCCUCAUGUUCCUUCUCUCCCUCAUGUUCCUUCUCUCCCUCAUGUUCCUUCUCUCCCUCAUGUUCCUUCUCUCCCUCAUGUUCCUUCUCUCCCUCAUGUUCCUUCUCUCCCUCAUGUUCCUUCUCUCCCUCAUGUUCCUUCUCUCCCUCAUGUUCCUUCUCUCCCUCAUGUUCCUUCUCUCCCUCAUGUUCCUUCUCUCCCUCAUGUUCCUUCUCUCCCUCAUGUUCCUUCUCUCCCUCAUGUUCCUUCUCUCCCUCAUGUUCCUUCUCUCCCUCAUGUUCCUUCUCUCCCUCAUGUUCCUUCUCUCCCUCAUGUUCCUUCUCUCCCUCAUGUUCCUUCUCUCCCUCUCCCUCAUGUUCCUUCUCUCCCUCAUGUUCCUUCUCUCCCUCAUGUUCCUUCUCUCCCUCAUGUUCCUUCUCUCCCUCAUGUUCCUUCUCUCCCUCAUGUUCCUUCUCUCCCUCAUGUUCCUUCUCUCCCUCAUGUUCCUUCUCUCCCUCAUGUUCCUUCUCUCCCUCAUGUUCCUUCUCUCCCUCAUGUUCCUUCUCUCCCUCAUGUUCCUUCUCUCCCUCAUGUUCCUUCUCUCCCUCAUGUUCCUUCUCUCCCUCAUGUUCCUUCUCUCCCUCAUGUUCCUUCUCUCCCUCAUGUUCUUCUCUCCCUCAUGUUCCUUCUCUCCCUCAUGUUCCUUCUCUCCCUCAUGUUCCUUCUCUCCCUCAUGUUCCUUCUCUCCCUCAUGUUCCUUCUCUCCCUCAUGUUCCUUCUCUCCCUCAUGUUCCUUCUCUCCCUCAUGUUCCUUCUCUCCCUCAUGUUCCUUCUCUCCCUCAUGUUCCUUCUCUCCCUCAUGUUCCUUCUCUCCCUCAUGUUCCUUCUCUCCCUCAUGUUCCUUCUCUCCCUCAUGUUCCUUCUCUCCCUCAUGUUUCCUUCUCUCCCUCAUGUUCCUUCUCUCCCUCAUGUUCCUUCUCUCCCUCAUGUUCCUUCUCUCCCUCAUGUUCCUUCUCUCCCUCAUGUUCCUUCUCUCCCUCAUGUUCCUUCUCUCCCUCAUGUUCCUUCUCUCCCUCAUGUUCCUUCUCUCCCUCAUGUUCCUUCUCUCCCUCAUGUUCCUUCUCUCCCUCAUGUUCCUUCUCUCCCUCAUGUUCCUUCUCUCCCUCAUGUUCCUUCUCUCCCUCAUGUUCCUUCUCUCCCUCAUGUUCCUUCUCUCCCUCAUGUUCCUUCUCUCCCUCAUGUUCCUUCUCUCCCUCAUGUUCCUUCUCUCCCUCAUGUUCCUUCUCUCCCUCAUGUUCCUUCUCUCCCUCAUGUUCCUUCUCUCCCUCAUGUUCCUUCUCUCCCUCAUGUUCCUUCUCUCCCUCAUGUUCCUUCUCUCCCUCAUGUUCCUUCUCUCCCUCAUGUUCCUUCUCUCCCUCAUGUUCCUUCUCUCCCUCAUGUUCCUUCUCUCCCUCAUGUUCCUUCUCUCCCUCAUGUUCCUUCUCUCCCUCAUGUUCCUUCUCUCCCUCAUGUUCCUUCUCUCCCUCAUGUUCCUUCUCUCCCUCAUGUUCCUUCUCUCCCUCAUGUUCCUUCUCUCCCUCAUGUUCCUUCUCUCCCUCAUGUUCCUUCUCUCCCUCAUGUUCCUUCUCUCCCUCAUGUUCCUUCUCUCCCUCAUGUUCCUUCUCUCCCUCAUGUUCCUUCUCUCCCUCAUGUUCCUUCUCUCCCUCAUGUUCCUUCUCUCCCUCAUGUUCCUUCUCUCCCUCAUGUUCCUUCUCUCCCUCAUGUUCCUUCUCUCCCUCAUGUUCCUUCUCUCCCUCAUGUUCCUUCUCUCCCUCAUGUUCCUUCUCUCCCUCAUGUUCCUUCUCUCCCUCAUGUUCCUUCUCUCCCUCAUGUUCCUUCUCUCCCUCAUGUUCCUUCUCUCCCUCAUGUUCCUUCUCUCCCUCAUGUUCCUUCUCUCCCUCAUGUUCCUUCUCUCCCUCAUGUUCCUUCUCUCCCUCAUGUUCCUUCUCUCCCUCAUGUUCCUUCUCUCCCUCAUGUUCCUUCUCUCCCUCAUGUUCCUUCUCUCCCUCAUGUUCCUUCUCUCCCUCAUGUUCCUUCUCUCCCUCAUGUUCCUUCUCUCCCUCAUGUUCCUUCUCUCCCUCAUGUUCCUUCUCUCCCUCAUGUUCCUUCUCUCCCUCAUGUUCCUUCUCUCCCUCAUGUUCCUUCUCUCCCUCAUGUUCCUUCUCUCCCUCAUGUUCCUUCUCUCCCUCAUGUUCCUUCUCUCCCUCAUGUUCCUUCUCUCCCUCAUGUUCCUUCUCUCCCUCAUGUUCCUUCUCUCCCUCAUGUUCCUUCUCUCCCUCAUGUUCCUUCUCUCCCUCAUGUUCCUUCUCUCCCUCAUGUUCCUUCUCUCCCUCAUGUUCCUUCUCUCCCUCAUGUUCCUUCUCUCCCUCAUGUUCCUUCUCUCCCUCAUGUUCCUUCUCUCCCUCAUGUUCCUUCUCUCCCUCAUGUUCCUUCUCUCCCUCAUGUUCCUUCUCUCCCUCAUGUUCCUUCUCUCCCUCAUGUUCCUUCUCUCCCUCAUGUUCCUUCUCUCCCUCAUGUUCCUUCUCUCCCUCAUGUUCCUUCUCUCCCUCAUGUUCCUUCUCUCCCUCAUGUUCCUUCUCUCCCUCAUGUUCCUUCUCUCCCUCAUGUUCCUUCUCUCCCUCAUGUUCCUUCUCUCCCUCAUGUUCCUUCUCUCCCUCAUGUUCCUUCUCUCCCUCAUGUUCCUUCUCUCCCUCAUGUUCCUUCUCUCCCUCAUGUUCCUUCUCUCCCUCAUGUUCCUUCUCUCCCUCAUGUUCCUUCUCUCCCUCAUGUUCCUUCUCUCCCUCAUGUUCCUUCUCUCCCUCAUGUUCCUUCUCUCCCUCAUGUUCCUUCUCUCCCUCAUGUUCCUUCUCUCCCUCAUGUUCCUUCUCUCCCUCAUGUUCCUUCUCUCCCUCAUGUUCCUUCUCUCCCUCAUGUUCCUUCUCUCCCUCAUGUUCCUUCUCUCCCUCAUGUUCCUUCUCUCCCUCAUGUUCCUUCUCUCCCUCAUGUUCCUUCUCUCCCUCAUGUUCCUUCUCUCCCUCAUGUUCCUUCUCUCCCUCAUGUUCCUUCUCUCCCUCAUGUUCCUUCUCUCCCUCAUGUUCCUUCUCUCCCUCAUGUUCCUUCUCUCCCUCAUGUUCCUUCUCUCCCUCAUGUUCCUUCUCUCCCUCAUGUUCCUUCUCUCCCUCAUGUUCCUUCUCUCCCUCAUGUUCCUUCUCUCCCUCAUGUUCCUUCUCUCCCUCAUGUUCCUUCUCUCCCUCAUGUUCCUUCUCUCCCUCAUGUUCCUUCUCUCCCUCAUGUUCCUUCUCUCCCUCAUGUUCCUUCUCUCCCUCAUGUUCCUUCUCUCCCUCAUGUUCCUUCUCUCCCUCAUGUUCCUUCUCUCCCUCAUGUUCCUUCUCUCCCUCAUGUUCCUUCUCUCCCUCAUGUUCCUUCUCUCCCUCAUGUUUCUUCUCUCCCUCAUGUUCCUUCUCUCCCUCAUGUUCCUUCUCUCCCUCAUGUUCCGUCUCUCAUUCUCUCCUCCUCACCAAUCCUGCACAUAUCUCGCCCCCCAACAGCUGCAGCGCCUAGGUGUCACGCACCGAUUGGACGAGGUGUUCAACGCGGCCCCAGUGGUGCGCAGUGUGCUCAACCAGCAGUCGCAGCUCUUCCGCUCCGUGAGUGCUGCCUGCUCACAGCAUGUGUGUGA